GAGAGGCUUCCCGUGAGCCAGCGGGCGCGCGCGGGGACUACGACUCCCGGCAUGCCCCGCGGCUACCAGCGUUAACCCUUCAGAGCCCGGAGCUGCCCCGCGUCCCGCCCCUAACCUGGAACGGCAGGAGAUGGAUGCCCCCAUCAGCACAUUGUCCUUUGGCCACUGGACAUCAUGCCUCCCAAGAAGGAUGUUCCCGUGAAGAGACCAGCAGGGCCCUCCAUCUCUAAGCCUGCUGCCAAGCCUGCAGCAGGGGCCCCUCCUGCCAAGACCAAGACUGAGCCAGCUGUCUCCCAGACCCCUGUGAAAACCCAGGAGCCCCCUGUUGAUCUUUCCAAAGUGGUGAUCGAGUUUAACAAGGACCAGCUGGAGGAGUUCAAGGAAGCCUUCGAGCUGUUUGACCGAGUGGGUGAUGGCAAGAUCCUGUACAGCCAAUGUGGGGACGUGAUGAGGGCCCUGGGCCAGAACCCUACCAACGCUGAGGUGCUCAAAGUGUUGGGGAACCCCAAGAGUGAUGAGCUGAAGUCCCGUCGUGUGGACUUUGAGACGUUUCUGCCCAUGCUCCAGGCUGUGGCCAAGAACAGAGACCAAGGCACAUAUGAGGACUACCUAGAGGGGCUUCGCGUGUUUGACAAAGAGGGGAAUGGCAAAGUCAUGGGUGCAGAGCUCAGACAUGUCCUCACUACCCUGGGAGAGAAGAUGACGGAGGAAGAGGUGGAGACUGUUCUGGCAGGACAUGAGGACAGCAACGGCUGUAUCAACUAUGAGGCCUUCCUGAAGCACAUCCUAAGCCUCUGAGCUCCCCAGGUAACCCCUCCAGCCCCUUGGGUCGCCUCGAGAGGCGAGUCGUCUUUCUGCUCAGUUAGAAAAGCAGCGAAGCGCCGUUUCCCAUCCAGAACUGCGCAAGCGCCAGGGCUGGGCCACUUUGAAUUUUUUCCACACUUGUAGCGGGGUAGCAAACUUGCCUCACCUCUGUUGCAGCUGAAAGCACGCUCUUGCCGCUAGGCGGCCAACUAUUGUUUUAAAAUAAAGACAUGGUUCCUC
Jaculus jaculus (lesser Egyptian jerboa) is the source of this 1044-nucleotide messenger RNA. RefSeq names its product myosin light chain 6B (gene Myl6b). Gene Ontology annotation, cellular component: myosin II complex. The transcript has 7 exons. The coding region runs from base 175 to 798 and encodes 207 amino acids. Lineage: Eukaryota; Metazoa; Chordata; Mammalia; Rodentia; Dipodidae. The record is from RefSeq and is a predicted model, not a curated record. Gene Ontology annotation, molecular function: structural constituent of muscle; calcium ion binding.